AUAGCAUUAAUUCAUCGUUUGAUCAAACCCACCUUCAAUCACAACCAUUCACCAUGUCGGAUGAUCAAUCAAGACCCAUAACCCAGAAACCCAAUGAAACAUCUCCAACCUCUCGGCACUCCAUUAUGCUCUUAACAACAUCAGCAAUUGGUGCUGCACUCUUGUUCCUGUCCGGGUUAACCUUAACCGGGACAGUGAUAUCCCUGGUCAUCGCUACUCCGGUUUUGAUCUUGUUCAGUCCAAUACUAUUCCCAACUGGGAUAAUAAUAUUCUUGGCCACCGCCGGAUUCUUGUUUUCCGGUGGCUGCGGCGUGGCGGCAGCUGCGGCAUUGGCGUGGUUGUACAAUUACAUUGCGGGAAAACGGCGGUGUGGGGCGGUGGCGGAGCAACUCGAUUAUGCGAGGAUGAGGAUUGCUAGCAGGGCUAGGGAUAUGAGGGAGAGGGCUAGAGAAUAUGGUCAGAAAGUGCAGCAGAACAAAGCUCAGAGUCAAGAGGUUAAUCAGGGGUCAGAAUCGAAAGAUGGUGGCGGCGGCGGUGGCGGUGGCGGUGGUGGUGGUGGUGAUGGUGAUGGUGUUGAUGGUGGCAGCGGCGGCGGCAAUGGCGUUGAUGGUGGUGGCAGCGGUGGUGGCGGCAAUGGUGGUGAUGGUGGCGGUGCCGGUGACGGUGGUGGUGGAGAUAGCUGA
Camellia sinensis is the source of this 683-nucleotide messenger RNA. Lineage: Eukaryota; Viridiplantae; Streptophyta; Magnoliopsida; Ericales; Theaceae. The record is from RefSeq and is a predicted model, not a curated record.